Vanderwaltozyma polyspora DSM 70294 is the source of this 660-nucleotide messenger RNA. It is a transcript of the gene TMA23, whose product is annotated as Tma23p. The record is from RefSeq and is a predicted model, not a curated record. The transcript has a single exon. Bases 1 to 660 code for a protein of 219 amino acids. Lineage: Eukaryota; Fungi; Ascomycota; Saccharomycetes; Saccharomycetales; Saccharomycetaceae.
AUGGAUUCUAAAGCUUAUUUGAAGUCAUAUGGUUGGGAAGAAGGUGAAGCUUUGAGAGCUGGUGGAUUAAAGAAGCCUAUUUUGGUUAAGCAUAAGAAGGACAAGAAAGGUCUUGGGAAUGCACCAGGUGGCGAUGAUAGUGAAGCAUGGUGGGAGAGACUUUUUGAUGGUCAAUUGAAGAAUUUAGAUGUUAAUGUGAGUUCGAAGAGUGGUAUAUCUUUUAAGCAGAAUGAGGUAGUUGCAUCUGGAGUUUCUAAGGAAUCAUCUCCUUUGUACAAAUGGUUUGUUAGAGGUGAGAGUUUGAAAGGAACUAUUGAUAAGAAGAUUCUGGAAAGGAGUGGGUAUGUUUUUAUUGAUGAUGAAGAGAUAUCAAGCAAGAAGCGUAAGAGAUCUAGCUCAGAUGAUGGUUUAAAGUCCAAGAAACAAAAGAGAGUCAAGGAAGUUAAGAAGGAUAAGAAAGAUAAAAAGGAUAAGAAAUACAAGAAGGACAAGAAGGACAAGAAGGACAAGAAGGACAAGAAGGACAAGAAGGACAAGAAACAUAAGAGGGAUAAGGAGGAUAAGAAACAUAAAAAAGAUAAAAAAGAUAAAAAAGAUAAAAAAGACAAGAAGCAUAAGAAAGAUAAGAAAGAUAAAAGAGACAAGCAAUCAAAGAAAUAA